GGUGUUUAUUUGGCUCUGUUUCUGUUUCCCCGUCGUGUUCGCUCGCGUAGACAUGGCUGUGGAUACUUACGCGUCGUCGAACCCUAAUGAGGUUCAUGAGGAUGUUCUUCAGAAAGCUAGAGAUGCUUGCUACAAGGCCAGAGAUGCUUUUUACUCUUGUCUUGAAAAGGAAUCUGGUAAAAAGCCAACUGAAAUCGCGACCGUGGGUCUUCUCUACCCGAAGGAGUGUAGCAAUUCUAGAACCCAAUUCGUCAACAACUGUCGCUCCUCUUGGGUGAAGCAUUUCGAUAGGGAGUACUGUAGGAACAAGAGAGUUCAAAGGCUGUUGGAUGAUGGAGAUGAGAGGAAAGGUCCAAUGUCACUUCCUCAGCCUUACACUUUCAAGCCUUCUCCUUCAACUUAGUUUCCUUCCUUU
This is a messenger RNA of Camelina sativa (false flax), 415 nucleotides long. NCBI's taxonomy places the organism in Eukaryota, Viridiplantae, Streptophyta, Magnoliopsida, Brassicales, Brassicaceae. The record is from RefSeq and is a predicted model, not a curated record.